Molecule: messenger RNA, 303 nt
Organism: Porites lobata
Lineage: Eukaryota; Metazoa; Cnidaria; Anthozoa; Scleractinia; Poritidae
Source: the annotation of a GenBank genome assembly
AUGUACCUCUCAGGCUCAAAAGAGCUGGAUAAGGAUGUUAGUAGCAAUAGAGGUGUAGCAGGAGAUGCUAAGCCACUGCCUCGACAGAGAACGAUAACUGAAGCUCUAAAAAUCACCAAGCCAGACAGUCAAAGCUCAGACUGCCUCCACUUUUUGGAAAACGCUGACAUUAUUGAGUCUAGUAAAGACGACCGUUCAAUUACAAAAGUGUCCACAAAGACAUUAUUUGAGCGAGAGAGGGCAAAAGGCAAAUUUAGAUGUUUUCUAAAAGAAAAAGGGCAUACGAAAAUGUUCCACUUUUAA